This is a messenger RNA of Cryptomeria japonica (Japanese cedar), 1080 nucleotides long. Its product is annotated as F-box/kelch-repeat protein At1g15670-like. The transcript has a single exon. Gene Ontology annotation, molecular function: protein binding. The coding region runs from base 1 to 1080 and encodes 359 amino acids. Gene Ontology annotation, biological process: regulation of phenylpropanoid metabolic process; negative regulation of cytokinin-activated signaling pathway. NCBI's taxonomy places the organism in Eukaryota, Viridiplantae, Streptophyta, Pinopsida, Cupressales, Cupressaceae. The record is from RefSeq and is a predicted model, not a curated record.
AUGGAAUCUCUCUUUCCCGGUCUUCCAGAUGAAAUUGGGUGGGAAUGUCUACUGAGAGUGAAGCUGAACUCUCAUCACAAACUCAGGUGUGUCUGCAAAAGCUGGAACGCCGCAUUGAAAAGCCCCCACUUCUAUGGAGAAAAAAAAAGAUUGAAGUUUUCGGAGCAACGGAUUUGCAUGCUGCAGAAAAUAGACGGCAUUUGCAACAGAGUAGCGGUUUACGACCUCGAGAAGAACUCUUGUAAAAGUCUACCGCCCAUUCCCGGAGAAAUAAACAACAUCUUUCACUGCCAUUUCGUGAAACAAAAACUGGUUUUGAUCCCCGAUUUGAUUGCCGGCUCUACAAGAUGUGUGUUGUUGUACGAUUUUGCUUGUUUGAAAUGGCGGCAGGGUGCCAAAAUGCCCAGAUGGCUGAAUGGAUUUGCAUCCGCCGCGGAUGAACACGGAGGACUGAUUUAUGUUGGUGGGGGGUUUGACAGGUUUUACAUUGAUAGAUGGAACCGUAGGUACAGUUUCGGUAACCCGGUCCGUAGCGCUUUAGUUUACAAUGUUGAAGAGGACAAAUGGGAUCUUCUCCCCGACAUGAACACCUAUAUUGCCUUGAUAGAUCUUCUCCCCGAUAUGAAAACCAUUAUGGAGUUCAUCGAGCUCUCCAUUAAUGGUGUUUUUGCAGAUGGCAAGUUUUAUGUAAUGGGAUAUUCUGGUAGCUUUGAGGUUUUUGAUUCCAAUGCAAGAAGCUGGAAAACUAUGGAGAAUAGAUUUGACAGUUGGUGUUAUGUAUGUGUAUUUGGGCGCUUUUAUUGCUUCUCUGGAAGGGGAUUGAUUGAAUAUGACUAUGGCCAAGAUAACCUGGACUUUCUAGGGCCUCUUCCAACGGAGGAUUGGGCUCGAUCUAUUGACUUCGCUGUAGUGGUCGGCAAUAAAAUCUUUGUGAGCAAAUGGAAUACCAUUCAAGGUCAACAUUUCUGUAUGGUCGAACCUCCAAAUGAGAUAGGAGGAACAUUCAAGUUGAUUGACACCUUGGCUGCAUCAUCGGACCUCAAGGGUUCUACUAUACAUGCUGCUACCCUGGAUCUUUGA